This is a messenger RNA of Nycticebus coucang (slow loris), 566 nucleotides long. RefSeq names its product 40S ribosomal protein S2-like. Lineage: Eukaryota; Metazoa; Chordata; Mammalia; Primates; Lorisidae. The record is from RefSeq and is a predicted model, not a curated record. The transcript has a single exon. Gene Ontology annotation, cellular component: cytosolic small ribosomal subunit; ribosome. Gene Ontology annotation, biological process: translation. Gene Ontology annotation, molecular function: structural constituent of ribosome; RNA binding. The coding region runs from base 129 to 533 and encodes 134 amino acids.
CCCAUGCUGGCCAGCCGACCAGGUUCAAGGCGUUUGUUGCCACUGGGGACUACAAUGGCCAUGUCCGUCUGGGUAUUAAGUGUUCCAAGGAAGUAGCCACUGCCAUCUGAGGGGCCAUCAUCCUGGCCAUGCUCUCUAUUGUCCCAGUGUGGAGAGGCUACUGGGGGAAUAAGGUCGGCAAGCCUCACACUGUUCCUUGCAAGGUGACAGGCCGCUGUGGCUCCGUGCUGGUGCUCAUCCCUGCUCCUAGAGGAACUGGCAUUGUCUCUGUGCCUGUGCCUAAGAAACUGCUAAUGAUGGCUGGGAUUGAUGACUGCUACACGUCAGCCAGGGGCUGCAAUGCCUCCGUGGGAAACUUUGCCAAGGCCACUUUUGAUGCUAUUUCCAAGAGCUAUAGCUAUCUCCCUCCUGAUCUCUGGAAAGAGACAAUGUUCACCAAGUCUCCUUACCAAGAAUUCACAGACCAUCUUGUCAAGACCCACACCAGAGUCUCUGUGCAGAGGACCCAGGCUCCAGCUGUGGCUACAACAUAGGAUUUUUAUACAAUAACAAUAAAGUGAAUUGAG